UGCAUCUGAAAGCACCCUUCACUGUUCCUUUCCUGAGUCUGCCAUUUUCAUCACACCUGCAUUCAGGAAAAGAAGCCCUGCUUUCCACCCCACCCCAGCAAACUUCCAGAUCAUGGUGAAAGCAAAAGGAGAUUAAGUCCUACAGGGCCUCCAGUCAUUCAUCCAUUCCAUCAGAGUGGUUGGGCAGCCCCCUUCCCGAAGCUCCUGGAGAAAAGGCCCCGGGUGUCCCCCGGCAUGCCCCAUCUCGUGGCGGGGUGCGCGGCCGCGGGCCUUCGGGAGAAUUUGUGCGACCCCCGGAGGCCCCAGGGACGAGUGGCCGCGGUGGUGCGGCGGUUGUAAGCAAGAUGCGGUGGCGCGUGACCCCGGAAAGCCAGCCCUGAUGCCGGUUCCCCGCCACCCGUGCGCCCUUUUCUCUGACACUUGGCCCCAAGCAGAUGCAUCGCAGGAUGAAUGAAAUGAACCUGAGCCCAGUGGGGAUGGAGCAGCUGACGUCAUCCUCUGUGAGCAAUGCCUUGCCAGUCUCGGGGAGCCACCUGGGCUUGGCUGCUUCACCCACUCACAGUGCCAUCCCAGCCCCCGGGCUGCCAGUGGCAAUUCCAAAUCUGGGUCCCUCCCUGAGCUCCCUGCCUUCUGCUUUGUCUCUCAUGCUCCCGAUGGGCAUUGGGGACCGUGGGGUGAUGUGUGGGCUACCGGAAAGAAACUACACCCUACCUCCACCACCUUACCCCCACCUGGAGAGCAGUUACUUCAGAACCAUUCUACCUGGCAUUUUAUCUUAUUUAGCCGACAGACCGCCUCCUCAGUACAUCCACCCUAACUCCAUCAACGUUGAUGGGAAUACAGCACUGUCUAUCGCCAAUAACCCUUCAGCGCUAGACCCCUAUCAGUCCAGUGGAAAUGUUGGCUUAGAACCGGGCAUUGUUUCAAUAGACUCUCGCUCUGUAAACACACAUGGUGCCCAAACUCUUCAUGCGAGUGAUGGCCAUGAGGUGGCUUUGGACACAACAAUCACAAUGGAGAACGUCUCCAGAGUUACCAGCCCGAUCUCUACAGAUGGCAUGACAGAAGAGCUUACCAUGGACGGUGUUGCAGGCGAGCAUUCCCAAAUCCCAAGUGGCUCCAGAAGUCAUGAACCUCUGUCUGUGGAUUCUGUGAGCAGCAGCCUUGCAGCGGACACUGUGGGACAUGCGGGUGUGAUGCCCAUUCAUGGGAAUGGCCUGGAGCUCCCUGUGGUUAUGGAGACAGACCACAUUGCAAGUCGUGUCAGCGGGAUGUCGGACAGUGCCCUCAGUGACUCCAUCCACACCGUGGCCAUGAGCACCAACUCUGUAAGCGUGGCACUCUCUACCUCACACAACCUCGCCUCCCUAGAGUCUGUUUCCCUCCAUGAAGUUGGCCUAAGCCUAGAACCUGUGGCUGUCUCCUCCAUCACCCAGGAGGUUGCUAUGGGGACAGGUCAUGUAGAUGUAUCUUCAGACAGUCUUUCCUUUGUACCACCUUCACUGCAAAUGGAAGACUCCAAUUCAAACAAGGAAAAUAUGGCAACCUUGUUUACAAUUUGGUGUACACUCUGUGACCGAGCCUAUCCCUCGGACUGCCCAGACCAUGGACCAGUGACUUUUGUUCCUGACACUCCAGUAGAGAGCAGAGCGAGGCUUUCUCUCCCAAAGCAGCUUGUUCUCCGCCAGUCAAUUGUGGGAGCAGAAGUUGGUGUAUGGACUGGAGAAACCAUUCCUGUGCGGACUUGCUUCGGGCCUCUCAUUGGCCAGCAGAGUCACUCCAUGGAGGUGGCAGAAUGGACGGAUAAGGCAGUCAACCAUGUCUGGAAGAUGUACCACAAUGGAGUCCUAGAGUUCUGCAUCGUCACAACCGAUGAGAAUGAAUGCAACUGGAUGAUGUUUGUGCGCAAAGCCAGGAACCGGGAAGAGCAGAACUUGGUGGCAUAUCCUCAUGAUGGCAAAAUCUAUUUCUGCACCUCUCAAGAUAUCCCUCCCGAAAAUGAGCUGCUUUUUUAUUACAGCCGGGAUUAUGCUCAGCAGAUUGGUGUUCCUGAACACCCAGACGUGCACCUCUGUAACUGUGGCAAGGAGUGCAAUUCCUACACAGAAUUCAAGGCCCACCUGACCAGCCACAUCCACAACCAUCUCCCUGGCCAGGGCCACAGCAGCAGCCAUGGGCCGGGCCACAGCAAGGAAAGGAAGUGGAAGUGCUCCAUGUGCCCCCAGGCGUUUAUCUCUCCUUCGAAGCUUCACGUCCACUUUAUGGGGCACAUGGGCAUGAAGCCCCACAAGUGUGACUUCUGUAGCAAGGCUUUCAGUGACCCUAGCAACCUGCGCACCCACCUGAAGAUACACACAGGUCAGAAGAACUACAGGUGCACGUUGUGUGACAAGUCUUUCACCCAGAAGGCGCACCUGGAGUCGCACAUGGUCAUCCACACGGGCGAGAAGAACCUCAAGUGUGAUUACUGCGACAAGCUGUUCAUGCGCAGGCAGGACCUCAAGCAGCACGUGCUCAUCCACACGCAAGAACGCCAGAUCAAGUGUCCCCAGUGUGACAAGCUGUUCUUGAGAACAAAUCACUUAAAGAAACACCUCAACUCGCAUGAAGGGAAGCGGGAUUACGUCUGCGAGAAGUGCACUAAGGCUUAUCUAACCAAAUACCAUCUCACGCGGCACCUGAAGACCUGCAAGGGGCCGGCCUCCAGCUCCCCCGCCCCGGAGGAGGAGGACGAGGACUCGGAGGAGGAGGAGCUGGCGGACUCUCUGGGGACGGGGGACUGUCGGAUCAGCAGUGCCGUGUACCCCGAGUCUCUCUCUGCACGUAAAUAAAAGGCGGAGCCGUGGGCUGUUUCGGAUGGACAAGACUAAAGGGGAAACACAUAACCAGUUAUCCACUACAGUGGUUCUCAUAUAAAGUAGUUUCUGAUUUCCUUCCCGCCAGCUUUCGGGACGGACUGCUGGGCACGGGCAAAGCGCUUGCCGACGCGGCUCUGGUGAAGCGCUUUUCAGACCCUCGGGAAGGGCGCAGGGGUCCUGUGUUUGAAUGAUAAUGCGGGCAGGAAAGUGGCACGUCUUGGGCCCCUCUGUUCAGUGGCCCUGCGGGCAGUGGUGGCUGCCGGAGUCACUGUCCUCCGCCCAGACAGUGAGGUCGCACGCUACACUUGCUUCCCGCUCAGAGUUCGCCUGCUUGCUGCUUGUGAUUCUGGUGUUUGACGUUUUGCGGACCGGUGUGACUGAUGCCCAUCCCAGCGGAUGGGAACACAGCAGUGUGAGCGCGUUCCUUUGAGCUACCGCGUCGGAAGCUUCGCCUGCCUUGAUGUCCCCUGGAGUUUGCGUAGCUGCUCUCCCCACGUUUCAGCAGGUGCCCAGAGGGCAGGUCCGAAGGGAGCGGCCGGGCAGUGGUGGUGCGGAGGGAAGAGGAGACAGGAGCCAAGAGCUAGCUUGGGUGGCGGCCAGGGUGAGUUCCUGGCCACCUGUGACUGGCCCUCGGCGGGCUGGAGGUCCAGACGCGUCUGUCCCCCGUGUCACCUCCAGUCCUGGAAAGGGACCUGGAGGAGCAGUGAGAGGCUGACACCGGUGGGCUCGUCGCCGCGGCCUGCUGUGCUUCACCCAUGGAGGGGCAUCGGGAACGCCCCCACGUUCCCUGUGGAAAUGAGGAGCCACCAUGGAAACGCUGCCGACCCCAGCGCGCGACUCCAGGCUCGUCGCUGCGUCCGGGUGUGGUGACAAGGGGCCCCGAGGUGGGCGCUGCAGGGCGGUGGGCGCGCUCGUCACCACGCAGGGGUGUGCCCCGGCCCAGCGCAGCCGGCUCAUCGCUCGCGGAUCUUCGCCUGCAGCGUGGAGGCACCAGCGUGGGAGGCUGAGGCCGCUGCCCGGCCCCCGCGGAGGAGAGGACCCUGCUGGGGAGGUUCUGCUGCUGCUGUAUUUAUGGGAUGAAUGUAUUUCAUUCAAAUCUGUAUUCCUCUAGGAAGGAUAAAAUAAAAACUUUUUUUA
Messenger RNA from Condylura cristata (star-nosed mole), 3995 nucleotides. It is a transcript of the gene PRDM4, whose product is annotated as PR domain containing 4. The record is from RefSeq and is a predicted model, not a curated record. The coding region runs from base 435 to 2831 and encodes 798 amino acids. Lineage: Eukaryota; Metazoa; Chordata; Mammalia; Eulipotyphla; Talpidae. Gene Ontology annotation, biological process: regulation of transcription by RNA polymerase II; transcription by RNA polymerase II; cell fate commitment. Gene Ontology annotation, molecular function: histone deacetylase binding; histone methyltransferase binding; RNA polymerase II cis-regulatory region sequence-specific DNA binding. Gene Ontology annotation, cellular component: nucleus; cytoplasm. The transcript is spliced from 13 exons.